AAUUGAGAUUAGUCUAUGGUAAUUUAAUUUGGCUAUAUUAAGAACAAGUGUGAAUAGGAAGUCGCCACGAAAGUAUGCAACCAAUGUGCAUGUGUAUGUUCGCUCCUGUCCUUUUACCCUACUGUGGAGGACGAGUUAUGCCCACCUCUUUCCUUUGUUCUCCCCAAAAAUAUCCCCACUGCCCCCCACACAAACGUUUGUUACUCACCCUGUCUCACUCUCACACACCAUCAACAGGUGCCUGCCAGGGUGGCUUCAGAGUCCAUACACAUUCCUUUCUACCUCCCAUAAUUCUCUGGCUUACCAACCAAUCACAGGCCUGCAUUCCACAAAUCAGAACACCCUCCAUGACAAAAAGAAAAAAUGAUGGCAUGACCAUGCGAGAGGAUGUCAUAGUGAAACUGGAUCAGCCAUAGGACCUGUAAACGGUAUUAUCAGAAUUGCAUUGUGCCAGUUGGAUGCGAAUAUGCGAGUUAAUGUGUUAGUGAGUGUUUGCAAGAGCUUGUUGAGGUGAGUUUGGAAGCUGGAGCUACGUGAAGAGGGCAAAGUGUGAAAAUAGAAAAGAAAGAAGAUUGUGCUCAAAAUGAAGACUCUGCUUUGGAUUGUGUGGAGCUGCUGGCUUCUUAUUCUUACAGGGGCAUCUGAAGCUGAACGGAGACUUCUGGAGUAUUUGUUUCGUGAUUACAACCUGAAGGUGCGUCCGGCAGAAACUUGGAACCAGAGAGUAAUGGUCCGUGUGGGAAUGACUUUGGUUCAGCUCAUCAGCUUGAAUGAGAAGAAUGAGGAGAUGACAACCAAUGUGUUCAUGAAUAUGGAAUGGACUGAUUACAGAUUAUCAUGGGAUCCAAAAGAGUAUGACAAUAUUGAUGUUGUACGAAUUCCACCCAUAAAAGUGUGGCGUCCAGACAUCUACCUUAUUAACAACAAUGAUGGGCAGUUUGAUGUUGCCCUGUAUGUAAACGUGCUUGUGAACAGUAGUGGAACUGUCUCUUGGUAUCCGCCAGCCAUCUACCGCAGCACAUGUUCAAUACAGGUGGCAUAUUUCCCAUUUGACUGGCAAAAUUGCACAAUGGUUUUUCGCUCUUACACAUAUGAUUCCUCAGAGGUGGACCUUCAGUAUGGGCUAGAUGAAGAUGGCAAAGAGCUUCAUGAGAUUGUGAUUGAUGAGAAUGCGUUCACCGAGAAUGGUGAGUGGCAGAUUUGUCAUAAGCCCACCAGAAAGAACGUUGAUGAUGAUUUGUAUGAGGACAUCACUUUCUAUCUGAUUAUCGAGAGAAAACCUCUGUUCUACAUUAUUAACAUCAUUGUGCCCUGCAUCCUCACCAGCGUGCUGGCCAUAUUUGUCUUCUAUCUGCCUCCUGGUGCAGGUGAGAAGAUGACUCUGUCCAUCUCGGUCCUCAUCGCUCUCACUGUUUUCAUGCUGCUGUUGGCGGACAAGGUUCCAGAAACUUCUCUCGGCAUUCCCAUUAUCGUUAACUACGUCAUGUUCACCAUGAUCCUGGUGACGUUCUCAGUCAUUCUUAGCGUGGUGGUCCUUAACCUCCACCACAGGACACCGAAUACGCACCACAUGCCCAUAUGGGUGCGAAAGGUUUUCAUCAACUUCCUCCCUCAGUAUCUGGGUAUGCUGAGGCCCCAGACUAAAGAACCAGUGGAGGAAGAACCCAAAGAAACCUUACCUUCAAGAUGUUUGGACCAAGGUCUCAGACCUGGGGGUGAAUACUUUAUCCGAAAGAUCAACCCAGCGCUGGUAAUGCCAUGGAGAGGAAGUCAUAAUGAGAGCACUGUGAAGUUACAAAGAUUUUCAAACAGUGACAACUACUGUCUCAUUCUGCCACCCAAUCUCAAAUCUGCCAUCUCUGCCGUCACUUACAUGGCUGAACAACUGAAAAAACAAGAUGUGGAUGAUACUAUGACAGAUGACUGGCAGUACAUUGCUGUGGUGUUGGACCGUCUCUUCCUCUGGCUCUUUGUUAUCAUCACAACACUGGGCACACUGGCAAUGUUUCUGGAUGCAAGUUUCAACUACACUCCUGACCAACCUUUUCCCUGAGCAAAACUCAAACUAAAACCAUGCAGCCAGCCACUGUACAAUCAACUCGCAGGAAACAGUGGGACUGUAGUUGCUUUGGAUUGACACAAGAGGGCAUUAGAGAAAUAUAUAUUUACCUUUCUUUCUUUCUUUCUUUCUUUCUUUCCUGCCAUCCGCUCAACUUGUAAUAUGCUUUAAAGACAUUUAUCUGUUUACUCAUCUCUUAAUAAUCAGUUUAUUGUUUUUUCAUAAUUCAACUUGUAGACUUUUACAUGUUGUUGAUUUAUCUUUUUUUUGUUUGUAAAUUUUUUUUAUUGUUUUCUGUAGAAAAUUAAGCUUCACAGUUAAGCUUCCUAAAUUUUGACUUUGUCCAACAAAAAUUUGCCAUGAACGUCCUAAUGACAGUGAGAUCAUCUUAGCUUGAGCAGUAUAUGAAUACAUCCCCUGAUGUUUUGUUGUUAGGAGAAAUUCACAAAUCAUACUGCAAAUAUUUUUGUUCAAACCUCAAGUAUCUACACUUUCAGAAAUAACGAUACAAAAGCUGUCGUUGGGGCGGUACCCUUUCAAAAAG
Misgurnus anguillicaudatus (oriental weatherfish) is the source of this 2603-nucleotide messenger RNA. RefSeq names its product cholinergic receptor, nicotinic, beta 1 (muscle) like (gene chrnb1l). Gene Ontology annotation, cellular component: postsynaptic membrane. NCBI's taxonomy places the organism in Eukaryota, Metazoa, Chordata, Actinopteri, Cypriniformes, Cobitidae. Gene Ontology annotation, biological process: monoatomic ion transmembrane transport. Gene Ontology annotation, molecular function: acetylcholine-gated monoatomic cation-selective channel activity; transmembrane signaling receptor activity. The record is from RefSeq and is a predicted model, not a curated record.